UUUUACUCUUAGGUGUCGGACAUAUAAAUACUAGGAGACUCCUGAAGGAAAAUAUUCUCCUAAUCCAAGAUGAUUCGCCUUGUGGUUCUCUUGUCCUGUCUGGGUCUCAUCCAGGCCACUGCUCUACCUGAUCUUACGGUCAGCAAUGAGAGAUACACUGGAAAGGUUGUAGGUGGGAGCAAUGCUCACCCAAGCAUGUGGAGAUGGCAGGCUUCCCUGCAGUAUGACAACUGGAAUACUGGCAGCUUUGCCCACAUUUGUGGCGGGUCCCUUAUUAGCUCACUCUACGUCAUGACCGCUGCCCACUGUAUUCUCGAUAUGCAGUUAAGGUUCUAUCGUGUGGUUUUGGGGGACUAUGAUCUCUAUAAGUAUGAAGGCGGUGAGCAGCCCCGUUCUGUGAGCAGGAUCAUCAUGCAUCCUGGCUGGACUGGAGAUCUUGUAAAUGGAAAUGACAUUGCGUUGCUGAAGUUGUCGUCUCCAGUCUAUGGCAAUAGCUACACCGAAAUUGCAAAUUUCCCGUACCCUGACCAGACUUUGCCUAAUGGUUUUACCUGCUACAUCACUGGAUGGGGACUUCUGGCCACUGGUGGUACUACCCCAGACAUUCUGCAGGAGGCGCCCAUUCCUGUGGUGGAGCACUCUGUGUGUGCCUCUCCUGGUUGGUGGAGCACUGCAGUCAAGAAAACCAUGGUGUGUGCUGGAGGAGAUGGCAAAACCUCUGGCUGCCAGGGUGACUCAGGGGGACCACUGAACUGCUACACUGAUGGUGCCUGGAGGGUGCAUGGUGUGGUUAGCUUUGGCCCUGCUUCAAACUGCAACAUUUAUACAAAACCAACUGUCUUCACUCGUGUGUCCUCCUUUAUGGACUGGAUAUACUCCGAAAUGGUUUGAAUGCUUUUAAAUAAAAGACUCAAACCCCUCUUA
This is a messenger RNA of Astyanax mexicanus (Mexican tetra), 924 nucleotides long. RefSeq names its product elastase-1. The transcript has 8 exons. Gene Ontology annotation, biological process: proteolysis. Gene Ontology annotation, molecular function: serine-type endopeptidase activity. The coding region runs from base 70 to 891 and encodes 273 amino acids. NCBI's taxonomy places the organism in Eukaryota, Metazoa, Chordata, Actinopteri, Characiformes, Acestrorhamphidae. The record is from RefSeq and is a predicted model, not a curated record.